CGGGCUCCUGUUGACAUGGCCGCUUUCCCUGCAGAGACCAAGGUGUACGUGGGGAACCUGGGCACGGGCGCGGGCAAAGGCGAGCUGGAGAGAGCCUUCAGCUACUAUGGGCCGCUGAGAACCGUGUGGAUCGCCAGGAACCCGCCGGGGUUCGCCUUCGUGGAGUUUGAAGACCCGAGGGAUGCUGAAGAUGCUGUGCUCGGCCUCGAUGGGAAGAUCAUCUGUGGCUCCAGGGUUCGAGUGGAAGUGUCGACGGGCAUGCCCCGUCGCUCCCGUUACGACAGGCCUCCUGCACGGCGCCCCUUUGACCCCAACGACAGAUGCUAUGAGUGUGGUGAGAAAGGCCACUAUGCCUACGACUGCCAUCGCUACAGCCGCCGGAGGAGG
This is a messenger RNA of Meleagris gallopavo (turkey), 387 nucleotides long. Lineage: Eukaryota; Metazoa; Chordata; Aves; Galliformes; Phasianidae. The record is from RefSeq and is a predicted model, not a curated record.